ACACAGUCAGGUGAACACUCAGGACAUGUUGCGCGUGUUCCUCCGCUCUGUGACUCCCAUGGCUCCAAUGUUCUGGUAGUUUUCUUCACUUGACAUGGACAUGGAGCCUCUGGACGUGGAGGCUCUGAACUUCACGGUGGAGGCUGCGGCGGGGCAGCCCCUGUGUGAGGCGUGGCGGGAGUCCGCGGAGGGCUCCGUGUUCCACCUCGCCAAUAUCCUCCUGUUCCUCGGCUUCAUGGGCGGCAGCGGCUUCUACGGGCUCCUCUACCUCUUCACCUUCCUCACCCUGGGCUUCUUCUGCUCCACCCUGUGGGCCUGGGGGGACCCCUGCACCACGGACUCCUUCCUGUGGAGCUUCGCACUGUUCGGGGUGUGUCUGGGACAGGUGCUGCAUGUGUCCUACCGCCUGAGGAGCGUGUCCCUCAGUGAGGACUUCCAGGAGCUCUACAACUGCAUGUUUAAGAAGCUGGGGGUGUCGCUCACUCAGUUCGGGAAGAUAGUGACCUGCUGUGAGGGAGACAUCCACACCCUAGAGAGGGACCAGUGCUUCGCCGUGGAGGGGAAGACUGCCAUAGACAAGCUGUCGGUGCUGCUGUCCGGCAGAGUCUGUGUGACGGUUAACGGAGAGUUCCUGCAUUACAUCUACCCCUUCCAGUUUCUGGAUUCACCUGAGUGGGACUCUCUCCGACCAUCGGAGGAGGGGGUUUUCCAGGUGACGCUGUGUGCCGAUAACCCCUGCAGAUAUGUGGUGUGGAGGAGGAAGAAACUCUAUCUGCUCUUUGCCAAACAUCGCUACAUUGCUAAGAUCUUUGCCCUGGUGGUGCGCAACGAUAUCGCAGAUAAGCUGUACUCUCUCAACGACAAGGCUUUCGACAGCUCCGGCCACCGCUACGAUCUGCGCUUGCCCAGUUACUGUCACAUGCCAGGGACCGAAUUAGAAAAGGCAGAUGUCUUCCUGCAAGUGCCGGUGCAGAGACCAAAGACUGCCUAAACACACACACACACACACACACACACACACACACACACACACACACACACACACACACACACACACACACACACACACACACACACUGCUGUAAACCAUAAACACUAAAGUUACUCCUUGCAUGUAGGAAUAGGUGUUAUCUGCACUGUGUUGGAUUAGUGUGUUUCCAGCGUUGUUAUGUUUAAUCUGCCCACAUUAUUAGACCUCAUGUAAAGUAUGUAGGUGGAGCUGGCAGACUUCAACACACCAUGUGUCAGAGGAUACUCUCGAGGGGGCUGCUACUACGUGUAAACUGGGGUCACGUGAUUUCAGCGGGAAAGGUUACAAUCAGUAUUCAUUCAUGUGCUGGAAAAAUACCUGGGGCCUCAUUUAUAACGCCGUGCGUAGGAUUCACGUGGGAAGGUUGCUUACGUAGUAGAAAUCCCAAAAAUAGGUACAGACAUGUUCAGACAUUUUCCGAUUCACCAAACAAUGCGGUGCAGCUUUUGCGGGCUUCACGUAAC
Molecule: messenger RNA, 1494 nt
Organism: Gymnodraco acuticeps
Lineage: Eukaryota; Metazoa; Chordata; Actinopteri; Perciformes; Bathydraconidae
Gene: popdc3
Product: popeye domain containing 3
Exons: 3
Coding region: 95-991 (298 amino acids)
Cellular component (GO): sarcolemma
Molecular function (GO): cAMP binding
Source: RefSeq, a predicted model, not a curated record